CUAAGCACAGCCGGCUAAAGCCGUCUAUACGUAAUUUAUAUAUAUAUGUGUGUGGGGGGGAAUAUCCUCGUACCGUGUUAGUGUUAACGCGUUAAACAGCCAAUUAAACCGAACCCCACCAAAAAAAAAAAAUCCGCUCUUUCCUGGUAAUCAUCUCUCUAUUUCUCAAUUUCAAUUCGUAGAGGUUUCAAGGUAUUUGUCAUCCAUUAAUUUGUAAUGGGUCUUUUCGUUUUUUAAUUUUGAUUACUAUUAGUUUAUUCGUAAUUGAAACUUGGGUACUGGGUGGUGACUUUGAAUUUGUGGUCCUUAUAGUCAAAUUUUCAAAGAGUUCCAUUCAAGGUCUUCAAUUUGGAGUAUUUGCUCUUCUGGGUGUUUAUAAACUGGUUAAGUUUAUGGUUUAUGUCAGUGGAGGUGGCAGGAGGAAUUCUGAUUGAGCUUAUGUUUUAACUUUUGUUAUUGAGUUUUGAUUUUGAAGGGAAGAUCAGAUACAUAGGAUUCUUUUUGGGAUUUUGUUUUCUUAGUGCAGCAAAAUGGGUUGCAUUUCCUCUAAGGAUAGUAGAACAAACAGCCCAAAAGAGAGGCAAUCGCGUAAAGGGUCAUUGGAUAGGCGUGUUGCUCAUGUUAAUUCAUCGAGAAGAGAUGAUGGGAUUCGAUCAAAGUCUAAAUCAGAUAGCGGAGAAGUGAAGGUUAUGCUAAUUGAUAAGAAAACAAAUGGUUCGAAUGUUUUAUAUGAUGAUCAGAUAGAGAAAAAGCAAAUAGAGAAUCAGAUCGAGAGAAAGAAUGUAGAGAAUUGUGAAGUUGCUGUUAUAAGUCAUCCUCAGAUUGAAAUAAAUAAGACAGAGAAGCGUGAUGUUUCAGUUUGUAGUCAUCCGGGUUGGGGAAGGGUGCCAAAGAGUUUGGAAGCAGAGCAGAUUGCGGUAGGAUGGCCAUCUUGGCUUGCCUCAGCAGCAGGAGAAGCCAUCAGGGGAUGGGUGCCGCGGCGUGCGAAUACAUUUGAGAAAUUAGAUAGAAUUGGCCAAGGAACUUACAGCAAUGUUUACAAGGCCCGUGAUGUCACUAAUGAUAAAAUUGUAGCUAUAAAAAAGGUUCGGUUUGAUAAUAGUGAUCCAGAUAGUGUCAAAUUCAUGGCCCGUGAAAUUCAUAUUUUGCGUAGGCUGGAUCAUCCCAAUAUAAUUAAAUUGGAAGGCUUGAUAACAUCUCAGACAUCUUCCAGUUUGUACCUCGUCUUCGAGUACAUGGAACAUGAUCUUACUGGACUUGCAUCGCUUCCUGGCAUUAAGUUCACAGAACCACAGAUCAAAUGCUACAUGCAGCAACUAUUAAGUGGACUUGAUCAUUGCCAUAAUCACGGCGUUCUGCAUCGUGAUAUUAAGGGUUCAAAUCUUCUUAUUGAUGACAAAGGAAUCUUGAAAAUUGCGGAUUUUGGUUUAGCAAGUUUCUUUGAUCCUAAAAGUAGUGCUCAGUUGACAAGCCGUGUGGUGACCCUUUGGUAUAGAGCUCCAGAACUUUUACUUGGAGCCACUCGCUAUGGAGUUGCUAUAGAUUUAUGGAGCACUGGUUGCAUUCUUGGCGAACUGUACGCUGGCAAACCUAUUUUGCCUGGAAGAACUGAGGUGGAGCAACUGCAUAAGAUUUUUAAGCUCUGUGGUUCACCCUCUGAGGAUUAUUGGAGAAAUUUGAAGUUACCUCAUUCAUCUGUAAUCAAGCCUCAACGACCAUACAGACGAUGUGUUGCAGAAACAUUUAAAGACUUACCCACUCCUGCACUUGGACUCAUGGAGACCUUGCUUUCCAUGGAUCCAGCCAACCGUGGAACUGCAGCUUUUGCUCUUAGGGACAAGUUCUUCAGAUCAAAACCAUUUGCUUGCGAUCCUUCAAGUUUGCCCAAAUAUCCUCCCAGCAAAGAAAUUGAUGCUAAAUUGCGGGAUGAAGCUAGAAGGCAAGGAGCAAUUGGACUCAAGGGGAAUGGACCACAUGAAUCUAGUGCUGCUCUAGCAUCAAAUGCGAAUCCCAGAAUAGCAACAUUGAUGCAGGAAAGACGACAUCCAAAUGCAAAUAGCAGAGGUGAAGUAUUCAACUCUCACAAGGGGCAAACUGUUUCUGGUUUUCUGGUUGAUCCUUCUAAACAAACUCAAGCUGCAAAAGAAGGGAGAAGAGAUUUCCCAGAGAAUCAACAUAAGAAAGUUUCGCACUCUGGCCCAUUGGUCCAGGGGACAGGCUGGACAAAGGCCGGAAAGGAUGGUAAUAAUCCUAGUACUGUGUUGUCAACCAGAACCAACCUAUCAACAAUAUCCGGUUUAGUAGCAGCUAGAACGUCAUUGCCUGAUGGUCGGCAGGGAAGGCCUAGUACUUCACAGCCAGAAGCAGUGAAAUCGGUUGGUGGGUUUCAAGGAUCAUCAAAUGGAUUAGAGCCCACAUCAAAGCAGAAUCAAAAACUUCAAGUGCGCAAGGCUGCAGAUUCUCCCCAGGCAGAUGGCGAAAAAUCCCGGGAAGCAAGUCUGUAUGGUCGGGGGCCGAGGGGAAGCAAGAUUUAUCUCUCUGGUCCGUUGCUUGUUCCAUCAAACAAUGUGGAGCAAAUGCUCAAAGAUCAUGAUCGUAGGAUUCAAGAACAUGCUCGACGACGACUGGACAAGACAAAACAGAGCAAAAUGACUAUCCAAGGGAAGUAAUCAACUUAGAAUUUGACAUACAUCUCUCAGCAUGAAACCUUGGCUCCUCUUCACAAGGAAGCUGCUUGACCAUUGGGAUGGCUAAUCACCUCAUGGCUCAGUGUACAGAGGGUGCAUUUUUCUUUACAACCAAGUGUUUUUAAAAUAUUUAUUUUAGUAUAUAUACAUCAUCAAACAGUGAAUGCCUUAGUAAUAGAUCUCUUUUAAAUUUCUAUACAACAAAUAGAAAAAUUGAAUCAAGGUUGAUUUUGAGACCA
Manihot esculenta (cassava) is the source of this 2926-nucleotide messenger RNA. RefSeq names its product probable serine/threonine-protein kinase At1g54610. Gene Ontology annotation, cellular component: nucleus; cyclin-dependent protein kinase holoenzyme complex. The record is from RefSeq and is a predicted model, not a curated record. Gene Ontology annotation, molecular function: ATP binding; RNA polymerase II CTD heptapeptide repeat kinase activity; cyclin-dependent protein serine/threonine kinase activity. Bases 531 to 2669 code for a protein of 712 amino acids. Gene Ontology annotation, biological process: positive regulation of transcription elongation by RNA polymerase II; protein phosphorylation. The transcript is spliced from 8 exons. Lineage: Eukaryota; Viridiplantae; Streptophyta; Magnoliopsida; Malpighiales; Euphorbiaceae.